AACUCAGCCGCAAUAAGCCAUUCGCGAAGUUCAUACGCUGUUGUUUAGUUGAUAAAAACAAUAUUUGGCAUUUGAAUUUUACAUAUUUUUUAAAUAAAAAUUGAUAAAAAUCCCAAAAAAAAAAUCAAAAAAAAUGAAUACAGCAACAAGUGCCAUUCCAUCAUUGGCUACAUUGAACGUGCCAAGUCCCACCACAACUGGGGCUGGGAAGAUUGUAACAAAUCUUUUAACUAUUGACAACCCCGUCUUCUGUUGCUUCCUCUUCUGGGCCAGUGUGCUGGUGAUUAAGAUGCUGCUGAUGUCGUUACUGACAGCACUACAACGGUUCCGGCAUAAGAUUCUUGGUAUAUUUCCUCAUAGCUGCUUGCGAAAGGUUUUCCCCAACCAAGAGGACUUAUUUUUUAAAGAUCUUGAAGUGCAAUUCAAUGAUCCUCAUGUCGAACGUGCACGCCGUGCACAUCGCAAUGAUAUGGAGAACAUUUUACCUUACUUCACUAUGGCACUCUUGUACAUUUGCACGAAUCCGAAUCCAACUGUUGCCUGUAUACUCUUCCGCAUCGUGACUAUUGCGAGAGUCCUGCACACACUCGUGUACGCCUUUUACCCAGUACCACAGCCAUCGCGCAUCAUCGCUUUUGGAGUAGCAUUUGCCAUAACAAUUUACAUGGCUUGCGCGGUAGCAUUGGAUAUGUUGUCAUAUAUUUAAGCAUUAUUAAGUCUAAAUGAUGCAUUGAAAAUGGUUUGGAAAAUAUUAAAUCUACUUUUCUUUCCGACUUAAA
Molecule: messenger RNA, 779 nt
Organism: Anastrepha ludens (Mexican fruit fly)
Lineage: Eukaryota; Metazoa; Arthropoda; Insecta; Diptera; Tephritidae
Product: microsomal glutathione S-transferase 1-like
Exons: 4
Coding region: 134-706 (190 amino acids)
Cellular component (GO): membrane
Source: RefSeq, a predicted model, not a curated record